Molecule: messenger RNA, 2313 nt
Organism: Hypoxylon fragiforme
Lineage: Eukaryota; Fungi; Ascomycota; Sordariomycetes; Xylariales; Hypoxylaceae
Exons: 2
Coding region: 295-2043 (582 amino acids)
Source: RefSeq, a predicted model, not a curated record
UGACCCUGCACCUUUCCGUAUGAGUCACUGCAAGUCCAAAAUCGAAGAUCCCUUAUUCGUCAAGUUCAACAUCGACACUACAGCUUGCUAUCUUGGCACUAGUAUAUAUAACAUUGACAGAUUCACUCUUCAUUCACGUCUGCCUGCACUCUGUGGCCUGGGAAAUUGGUGACAAAACUGAGACGUUGGAAUCGGGGACAUCAAACUCCCAAGCACCACACCAAUUUACUACAAAUAGAUCAUGAGGGCCUGAACUACGACACAUACUGUACAUUUCCGAAACAUACCCAAAAUAUGACCCGCACCCGGAGAUCCGACCUCUCUGUGGAGGAGUCCUGGCGCAUGGUGGAAGAAGGUGAUAAUGACAGCUUCGACAUGUCCAUAGUCAACGAUCCUGAGGACGAUCCUUUCACGUAUAAUGGCCAGUCGCAGCAAUCGCAACAAUCACAACAAACCUUGUCCUCACAAGCCUUGUCUUCCCAGGGCAUGAGGUUAGGGUCACAGGACAGCAUUCACGAUUUUGCUGAGAAAGCAGACGACGAGCAGGUUAUACUACGCGCCCCCUUUCAACCAUCUCUUUCUUCAACCAGGCGCAUUUCCUUGGAUCAAGACAAAACGCCCGUGCCUGAACUACGGAUGCCUGCACUUCGAAUGCCAUCAGUCGAUGUUAGCAACCAACGAGGUGACAAUCGUUAUGAGACCAGGUCUGCUCAUUCUAAUACGAUCAGGCAAAUGCCAGUGAAGCGAAGGAUUGUCCGCCGGGAAGACAGCUCACCAACUCGGCCUAAACCUAACCCUAAACCAAACGAGCAACCCCAAAGACCUUCUCUCUCUGAACGGUUUACAACUUCCGCCCCAGAGCUAUUAUUUGAGAUGGUUUCGUGGGUAAUAAACACCCUCCUCAUGGCUUUCCGCUACUUACAACGCCCAAUCGCCAUCCUACUUGCUCUCUACCUAGUGGUCGGCACGUUCAUGACAGCAAAGAACGUAAUUGUUCGCCACAUAUCGGCACCGUUCGCCCCAUUGUGCCAGAUUCCCGUUGUGUCAUGGAUCAACCUCCCCUUUUGCCCAGAGUCCUCGUCAGACUCGGGCCCAAGACGCGGCUCGUCCUCGGUUGAAUUUGAGGAACUCAUGAAUGUACAAGCUCGAUUUGAAGAGGUACUCGAGAAUGCCGCUCAAGGAGUUUCACUUCCCUUGGACAUGAAGCGUUCAGAGGCAUCCGUUCGCGAUCUUCGUACAGUGGUCAAGCACAGCGAACUGCCAAGCCGCGCCGAACUAGUCCACGAGUUUGAUAACUACGUUACAAUAAUUCGCUCUAGCGCUAAUGACUUGCAAACGUUUAACACUCGCGUUGGCAGUGCAGUGGAUAACGUGAUUAGCAUCAACCGAUGGACGUCGCGAUAUAUCGACUCGAUUGCCAUGAAUCGAGAGGCGAAUAAUAAUAUGUUAUCUCGCUUCAGCGGCUGGAUAUUCUCACCUUUCCAAGUAUCCGUUUUUGACGAGCAAGCCCUUGUAGAUAAAUACAUGGAGCACACCGGCUUAGUUUCGGACAAGAUCUUGAAACUUGUCAUAGAAGCACAGGCUAUAAUACGUCAAUUCGAGAUAGCUGACGAGACUCUUGCGACCAUCAAGGACCAUGUCGAGCGGACCAAUAACGUCGUCAAGGAGAAACAUGACGAGGUGUACUGGAAUAUUUGGACACUUGUCGGGGCCAAUGGUCGUCAACUUCAUAACCUAGAGUCGCAAAUGCAUCUAUUGAAGCAGGUCGAUGCUCAGAGGCAUUUGGCAGUUCGCCGACUAACCAGCUUAGUACACGACCUCCGCGACAUUGAGACGAAGCUCAGCGAUCUACGUGAACGGGUAGCAGCCCCGCAGUUAGUAGCUGACACAGCAAAUAUACCACUGAGCGUGCAUAUUGAGACUAUCAAUGCUGGUGUUGAGAGACUUGAUGCCGCGCGAAGCCGCAUUCGGGCCGAGGAGAACGAAAGACUUCAGCAGGCGAUACAGAGGUCGAAGGAGGAACCUAAAAUGAUUGACGGGUAGCUCGGGGUAGAAAUUUGCGAACUAUUACGUACCUAGAUCAUAAACAUGACGAAUCUCAAGGACAGUAGCCGGUACAGUCGGGGACCUGGACUUGGGGAAUAAGUAUGUCUUGGAGGAAUUGGACAAUAGGUCCAUCUUUUCGUUAUAAAGUCGAGAUGUUGGGUAUGCUAAGCCUGUGAGACUGUAGAAAUUAACACACGUUAGGGUUGGCUUGAUUUAGCAUAGUUCAUAAUACCCCUAGUAUGAUUCUCCUCAGGUUGAUGUAUCAAA